This is a messenger RNA of Paramecium sonneborni, 1092 nucleotides long. NCBI's taxonomy places the organism in Eukaryota, Ciliophora, Oligohymenophorea, Peniculida, Parameciidae. The record is from the annotation of a GenBank genome assembly.
AUUUUUACAUGAAUCCAUUUCAAUAGUUUACCACACUACCAUAACUUCCCUAUUUACAAUAAUUGUAAUAACUUCAACAGCUACAAGUAAAUUAUAAUAUUCUAAUCCAUAGUAUUUUCAAUUACUAUGUGCACUCUAAAACAAUGUUGCCAAUCAACCAAACCUAUAAAUUCAAUCACUCAAUCCUCUAUAUCAAUUAUCUCUUCUUUCUUAAUCAUCUCAAAGAACAAUACCGAUAGUAUAAUAACCUGACAUUCGUACAAAGAAAAGUCAAUCAGAAAGAGUUUUACCAAAGCAAAAGAAAGAGAAUGAAAUUCUAAAAUAAUUUACUUAAGAUGAAAUACUUUAAGAACUCAAAUAAUUAUUAGAAUAUCUAUGUAAGGAAGAAAUUAAGGAAUUGGAGGAGAAUGAGAAAAUUAAAUAUAAAGUAUAUAAAAAUUUAGAUAUAAUAUUAUUUAGAUAUUGACUAGAAUAGAUGACGGAUUAGUAGAAUCACUCAUUAAUCGUUAUCAAAAUUAAAAAAAGACUAAAGAAGAAUAAAUAAAAUUUAUUCUCAGAAAAUGCUUUAAAUUUUUGAAAUAAAAGAUGAACUUAAAUGAAUUGACAAUGAGCGCAUAUGAAAUUGAGAAAGUCUUCUAUAAAGAAUAUUUUGCUUCCAAUGAAAAUAUUGAAGAAUUAAUUCCAUUUAGAUCUGAGUCUUCUAACAAAACUAUGAAUACUUCCUAUUUAAAGAAAAUAUUUUCAUCAGAAAAAUUUUAUGAAGGAUACCUCUCUUAUCUUUGUAAUUAUAUUAUAAUAUAUUAUAUAGAACAUUUUGAUGAAAUAUGGGAUCAAGAAAAUAACGAAAAAAUUUAAAAUAUGGCUAAAUAAGUUUUAAAGUUUAUAGCAUCUGGUUAGAUUGAUGUAAUAAUAUGAAUUAAUUUCUUUUAGAAAAUUUCAACUUACAAAAGAGUUCCUUGGGUAUAAUCAAUGAAAUAACGUUGUUAUGAAUUGGCUGUUUCGUUUAAAGCUUAUCAUGAAUAAGAGGAAAACUGUAAAAAAGUAAAAUAAGAAUGAAAAUAUUGAUAUAAUUCAAAAAUACAACAAAACAAC